GCCUCGAGCCGCGGUCACGUGGGAGCGGCCACGCGCCCCCCGAUAACGGCCGUUCAUUCACGUGCAAAGAUGAUCAUGAGGGGAAGAGGAUCAAUAAUGAGGUCUCAAUAUACACAGCCCAGACCAGUCAGGAGUGCUCUCGGAAGUAAGCUGGGAAGACUGCAGUGGAAAAGUAUUUGGAAGAAAAUGGUGUUUGGAGGAAAGAAAACUGGCCACAUUCUCAGAACAAUUUAGUAUGGCCAGGAAAUACAGCCCCUUCUCCUAGUUUAUGUGAACAUUUCCCUCCUGGGAUAAAUAAAGUUCUAUCAUAGGCUGUAUGAGAGAUUGUGGUGCUGCCAGCUGUAUGCUUAAUUCUGGAUAAUACUAGCGAAAUCAGUCUGGGAAGGAGUACUCAAGUCUCAGAUAGUUCAAUCGGAGAGAGAGGAGGAGGAGGAGAUGCAAGCGGUGUGAGAGGAGGCAGAAACGGGGUAAAAGAGCAGGCUCUUACACGAGGCGGAGACGGGGGGAAAAGAGCAGGCAUUCGCGCUAGGCUAACAGCUAACCCCACCCGACCUGCAGUGCCCUCGCUUCUCCUCUCUAAUGUCAGCUCCCUGGACAACAAACUUGACGAACUGCGUCUUCUCAAGACAACAUACAGGGAUAUAAGAGACUGCUGUGUGUUUGUUUUCACGGAAUCAUGGCUCCACGGCAAUAUCCCGGACACGGCAAUACAGCUGGAGGGAAUUACAUUGUUCCGUGCGGACAGAGAGGCAGCUAGCUCUGGUAAGAGCCGAGGUGGAGGCCUGUGCUUGUACAUAAACAAGGACUGGUGUGUGAACGCUACGAUAGCCGGGAAACACUGCUCCCCGCUGAUAGAAUUCCUCAUCGUGAAAUGUCGGCCUUUCUAUCUGCCGAGGGAAUUCUCCGUUGUUUUUGUUGUGGCUGUAUAUGUUGCUCCAAGUGCAAAUGUAAAUUCUAAGGCCAACGAAGCACUGGGAGCUCUGCAUGACGCCAUCAGUGAGUUCCAGACCAAACAUCCUGAUAGCUUCAUUGUGGUGGCCAGGGAUUUUAAUCACACCAGCCUUAAGACUAUGCUCCCAAAAUUCAAGCAAUAUGUGGAUUUUGAGACCAGGGGAGAGAACAUCUUGGACUUAGUUUACACCAACACCCCAGAGGCUUACAAGGCAGCCCCACGCCCUCACCUGGGCCACUCGGACCACAUUUCAGUGUUUUUAACACCAGCCUACAGACCUCUGCUAAAACAAGUCAGAGCGGAGAGAAAACACACCAGGGUCUGGCCAGAGGGAGCAGCCUCAGCACUGCAGGAUUGCUUCCUGCACACUGACUGGUAUGUGUUCAGGACAGCAGCAUCCUAUGAUGACCUCUUCAACAUCGAGGAGUACGCAGAGACUGUAACCAGCUACAUUGCCAAGUGCACCGAGGAUGUCACUAUCAUGAAAACCUUCACUGCACGUGGAAACGAAAAGCCAUGGAUGACAGCAGAGGUGCGCUCGCUGCUGAGGGCUCGUGAUGCAGCCUACAGAGCCGGUAACACAGCCGCUCUUCGAUCUACCAGGACUGCACUGGAAAAAGGAAUCAGGGCAGCGAAACGUGCCUUCGCGGGGAAAAUCCAGGGACACCUCUGUGACACAGGAGACACCAGGAGGAUGUGGAAGGGAAUCCAAACACUGACGGGGUACAAGGCAAGGCAGCAGGUAACUGACACCAACACUUCUCUCCCAGAUGAACUGAACAACUUCUUUGCACGUUUUGAUGCAGCAAACACCACACCCAAGGGGAGAGCCAGCCCCUGCUUACAAACCGACCAGCCAGUCCUGACCAUAGACUCAAUGGACACACGGAGAAUCCUGUCUAAGGUCAACCCGUGGAAAGCAGUCGGACCCGACAACAUCCCAGGACGUGUGCUGAAGGAAUGUGCUGAAGAGUUAGCAGAUGUGCUAACAAACAUCUUUAACAUCUCCCUUAGUCAAGCCAUUGUCCCCACAAGCCUCAAAACUUCCAUGAUAAUCCCCAUAGCGAAGAAACCAGUGGUUGCCUGCCUAAAUGACUACCGCCCUGUCGCCCUGACCCCAAUAAUAAUGAAGUGUUUUGAACGCCUGGUGAAACCCCACAUUACUGCCAGCCUCCCCUCCAGUUUGCCUAUCGCCCCAACCGUUCUACAGAGGAUGCCAUCUCUACCACGCUGCACACAGUACUCACGCAUCUGGAAAACAAAAACACAUACGCCAGAAUCCUGUACAUUGACUUCAGCUCAGCGUUUAACACCAUCAUCCCACAGAGACUUGUGGAGAAACUAA
Leucoraja erinaceus (little skate) is the source of this 2297-nucleotide messenger RNA. RefSeq lists its product as uncharacterized. The record is from RefSeq and is a predicted model, not a curated record. Lineage: Eukaryota; Metazoa; Chordata; Chondrichthyes; Rajiformes; Rajidae. Bases 1071 to 2297 code for a protein of 408 amino acids. The transcript has 2 exons.